Oryzias melastigma (Indian medaka) is the source of this 1167-nucleotide messenger RNA. RefSeq names its product 5-hydroxytryptamine receptor 3A. The record is from RefSeq and is a predicted model, not a curated record. The coding region runs from base 1 to 1167 and encodes 388 amino acids. Gene Ontology annotation, cellular component: neuron projection; membrane; synapse. Gene Ontology annotation, biological process: nervous system process; signal transduction; chemical synaptic transmission. Gene Ontology annotation, molecular function: neurotransmitter receptor activity; extracellular ligand-gated monoatomic ion channel activity; transmembrane signaling receptor activity. The transcript is spliced from 9 exons. Lineage: Eukaryota; Metazoa; Chordata; Actinopteri; Beloniformes; Adrianichthyidae.
AUGAUGCUGGCACACUCCUUUCUUCUGCUUCUCCUUACAGGCUCAGGCGAACUUCUUAACGAGGAAAACACCGUCAACCAAAGUUUGGCAAAGGAAACAGAACGUGUUUGCAGUUACAGUGAUGUGUUGAACUUCCUGAACCUGACAAAAGACAGCGAUCUGUUUACCAUGAGCCGACCGGUCAGAGACCACAAAAAAACAACAAACCUGUUCCUGGAAAUGGUGAUCUAUGCAAUUCUAGAUGUGAGAGAGAUUGAUCAGACUUUUAUUUCCUAUGUCUGGAUCUACAUGGAUUGGGAUAAUGAUUACAUUUCCUGGAGACCGGAAGAUUUCUGUGGAAUUUCAUCUGUAGCAGUUCCAACUGAAGCUUUGUGGAAACCAGACCUCACCAUUGAAGAGAUGACAGAGAAGGACAAAGCUCCCCCAAGUCCUUUACUGAAAAUCCACAAUUGGGGGAAAGUUGAGUUUAGAAACAACCAAGUAAUCAUCAGCACCUGCAAGAUGCACGCUUACCAAUUCCCCUUUGACUAUCAGAGCUGCAAUCUCACCUUCAAGUCAGUCUUGCACAAUGAUGAGGAGAUGAUCAUUAAAGUGGAUGAAAACAGCACCCAUGCCACCCUGUGGUCACUUGAGAUCAUAAAGACGCAGUUCGAGUGGGUUUUCCUCAACAUAACUAUUGAUCAAAAAGUCGUGGACUUCUAUGGCUCAAACCAAACCUCAAUCAUUUACACUGUCAACAUGAGAAGGAGGUCCAUCCUCUAUUGUGCCAAUUUUUUGGUUCCCAUCUUGUUCCUCAUGAUUCUGGACCUGGCCUCCUUCCUUAUUCCGGAUGACGGAGGCGAGAAGCUCAGCUUCAAAGUCACCGUCCUGCUCGCGGUGACGGUCAUGCAGCUGCUUCUUAAUGAGAUUCUGCCGUCUUCAACGGACAGGAUUCCAAUUGUAGUUCUCUUUUGCAUUGGAAUCUUUGGUCUGAUGCUCCUCAGCCUCCUGGAGACCAUUUUUGUCAUUUAUCUGAGAAAUAAAGAUUUAAAAACCCAGGAGAGUGAAGCAAAUGGAGGCUCUGACGAGGAGCAAAACAGUGACAAAACCAACUUCAUCAACAGCCUUAAAGGUAAGGGUUUUUAUUCACAUUUUACAAACGUUUUACAUCGAUUAUUUUAUAUAUAA